Telopea speciosissima is the source of this 2131-nucleotide messenger RNA. RefSeq names its product receptor protein kinase-like protein ZAR1. The transcript is spliced from 2 exons. The record is from RefSeq and is a predicted model, not a curated record. Gene Ontology annotation, molecular function: protein kinase activity; ATP binding; protein binding. The coding region runs from base 58 to 1989 and encodes 643 amino acids. Lineage: Eukaryota; Viridiplantae; Streptophyta; Magnoliopsida; Proteales; Proteaceae. Gene Ontology annotation, biological process: protein phosphorylation.
ACAAAGAAGAUUAGAGAACAAGCCAAGCGAACAAUACCGGAAAGAGAAGAGACGCAAAUGGAGUUUUAUCUGCUGGGUUACUUUACUCUGCUUACCCUCUUAUUCUCUUCCCUCGUUUUCUCUUUGAACUCCGAUGGUCUUUCCCUCCUAGCGCUCAAAGCAGCUAUCUCUACAGACCCAACUCGUGUUCUUCACACUUGGUCGGAAGAUGACUCAAACCCAUGUCACUGGGAUGGAAUCACUUGCACUAGCGGCCGAGUCACCGAAAUCUACCUACCCAAUAAGGGUUUCAAUGGCUACAUACCUUCAGAACUCGGUGCGCUCGUCUCUCUUCGUCUCCUCUCCCUCUCUCACAACAACUUCACCAAACCAAUCCCCUCUCGUCUCUUUAAUGCCACCUCUCUCGUCUCUCUCGAUCUCUCUCACAAUUUCCUCACAGGUCAUAUCCCAGGACAGAUCAAAUCACUCAAACACCUGAUUCAUUUGGACCUCUCCUACAAUCUCUUGAACGGAUCUCUCCCAGAUUGUCUCAGUGACCUUCAAGAGCUCUCCGGAACUCUAAAUCUCUCCUACAACAUGUUUUCCGGCAAGGUUCCUGCGUCGUACGGAAGUUUCCCUGUCGCCGUGAACUUAGAUCUCCGGCACAACAAUCUGUCCGGUAAAAUUCCUCAGGUGGGUUCUCUAUUGAAUCAAGGCCCCACAUCUUUCAUUGGGAACCCUAGUCUCUGUGGAUUCCCGUUACGAACUGCUUGCCCAGAAGCUGGAAACCCUACUCUCACUAUAAACCCAAUGAACCCUAGAAAUUCAAACCCUGAUUUCCCUAAUGGAGCAAUUCCCCAACAACCAAGCUCGAAACCUAGAGCUAGCUCAGCAGUUGUUCCGAUAAUCUCAGGGGUUUCUUUCAUUGUUGGAGCCGUUUCGGUUUCGAUGUGGCUGUAUCGGAAAAAAUGGGUGUCGGACGAGGGUAAAAUGGGAAAAGAUUUUUCGGAUAUGGAAGGCGAGGAUGAAGGGCAAAAGGGAAAGUUCGUAGUAGUGGAGGAGGGGUUUGGGUUGGAAUUAGAGGAUUUGUUGAGGGCAUCCGCGUACGUGGCAGGGAAAAGCCGGAGUGGGAUUGUGUACAAAGUGGUGGUGGGAAGAGGAUCCGGUGGUUCUGCAGCGGCCGUGGUGGCGGUCCGGCGACUGAGUGAAACCGGUGGGGUUUUAAGGCUGAAAGAUUUUGAAACGGAAGUGGAAGCAAUCGGGAGGGUCCGCCACCCAAACAUCGUGCGGCUGAGAGCUUACUAUUAUGCGUUUGAUGAGAAGCUUCUGAUAUCUGAUUUUAUCCCCAAUGGUAGUUUGUACUUCGCGUUGCACGGCGGGCCUUCAAAUUUGUCACCGCCUUUAUCAUGGACUGCACGGUUGAAAAUUGCACAAGGGGCUGCAAGGGGUCUUAUGUGUAUUCAUGAGUGCAGCCCUAGGAAAUAUGUUCAUGGGAACAUAAAAUCGUCGAAGAUCCUUCUCAACAAUGAUCUCCAGCCAUAUGUCUCCGGCUUUGGCCUCACUCGUCUUGUCUCAGGCAGUUAUAAAUCUACUGACAUAACAUCUAAGAAGCAAGGCUCAACACAAAUCAUCGGGCUCGGGUUGAAAAGUUCAAUGGGCAAUUCUGCCAGUUACAUGGCACCAGAGGCAAGAGUCCCUGGCUUCAAGUUGACACAGAAGUGUGAUGUGUACUCCUUCGGCAUGAUGCUUUUAGAGAUCUUAACUGGCCAACUACCAGAUGCUGGGCCAGAAAAUGAUGGCAAGGGAUUGGAGUAUUACGUGAGAAAGGUGUUUCGGGAAGAACGGCCCUUGUCUGAGAUUGUAGACCAGGCGCUUCUACAGGAAGUUCAGGCGAAGAAAGAAGUCCUUGCAGUAUUUCAUGUAGCACUCAACUGUACAGAAUUCGACCAGGAUUUAAGGCCUAGGAUGAAAGCUGUUUCUGAGAGUCUUGAUCGGAUUGGAUGUAAUUGAAUGCUGAAACGUGUGAGAUUCUUCUGUUCCACUUAGAAGUGAAAUCUGGCUAUAAGAGGAAAUGGUUGGAUGAUUUUGUUAAUAGUCGUGGUUUCUUGAGGUUUUUCUGUUUUGAAUAUCACUGAAUCCUUCUUCUUAGCUU